Molecule: messenger RNA, 840 nt
Organism: Penicillium nucicola
Lineage: Eukaryota; Fungi; Ascomycota; Eurotiomycetes; Eurotiales; Aspergillaceae
Product: OPA3 family protein
Exons: 2
Coding region: 1-840 (279 amino acids)
Biological process (GO): regulation of lipid metabolic process
Cellular component (GO): mitochondrion
Source: RefSeq, a predicted model, not a curated record
AUGUCGUUAACACUAAAGCUCUCUUCCUUGGCAAUUAGGACAUUGUCCAAGCCUAUUGCUAGUCAAAUCAAAGGCCAAGCCCGCGAACAUGAGCGAUUCCGCAAGAUCUGCGUCUCAAUGGCGCAGGCCCUCCACCGAUUUGAUAUGCGCCUCCGAUUAGGUUCCAUUCGAGACACUGCAGCUUCACAAAAACAAGCUGCGGCCGAAGCUGCAGCGAGGAAACUCAAGCCAACUUCGCCGACCGUCAAGAACGCCGCAGAAACCAAGGCUGUGGAGGACGCGGAAGCCAAAGCCAAAGCUGCCGCCGAAGAAGCAGCAAAACCUCAGCACUAUCGUAUUCGGCCACUCUCCGAAUCGAAAGCGAUCGAGUCCGGUGCCAAUUUUAUAUCCGAAUCCUUCCUUUUCCUUGUUGCAGGAGGCCUAAUUCUUUUCGAGUCAUGGCGCUCACGGCAAAAGGAAAGCACACGGCGAUCAGAUGUCGAAGACCGAUUGGUGGCACUGGAACAAUCGGAGCAAGCAGCACGCGGGGCUCUGGUCGCUCUUGAAAAGGAGUUGCUUCAGCUCCGAGCGAAGCACGGCGAGCUACCCAAGCUAGCGACGAACAGAAUUCUAUCGAAGGAGAUCUAUGAACAAGCACCAGAAGUGGAAACACCGGAGGUGCCCCAAGGGUGGCUCUCACGCAUUGCUUCUUAUGUUAGUUUUAGCCAGAGCGCUGAACCGACUGAAUCUCCGGGUGUACCAGAUGGCGAACCUGUAUCGGAUAAGACCGCAUCGUCGACGGAUACAUCGAAACCUGCUGCCGCCGAGAAGGUAUCGGUCCCUACGCCAAAGAGUACGUGA